AAAAUCUAUGAAAUGUGUUUGCAUGUUCCUCUCUGCAAGCGGGGAUGUAGAGGUGGGAUUGCAAGGACCGAGAAAGCUCGGGGAACCCACGCGUUCAGCCUCUGAGAAAGUACGCUUCUCCAAAAUAACUGACGGUGAAUAUUUUUUUUUUCUUUUCACAUUUGCCAUUAACAGACGGGCACUCUGUAGGAUUGUGUUCCCGGGGAAGAAGCUUUUUUUUCUCUCUCUCCCCCCCUGCCCUUUUCUUUUUUUGUCACCAUUCUGCACGGCAGGCUGAGAGACGGACCGCUCGGACUGUGGGAGCCCUCCCCUCCACUCCGAUCUGCUUUGUUUCCAGAUGGCCCGUGGAAGAAUGUGGAUGAGGGCUGACCUGUAGUGGGGGCAGACGGCUCCGGGGCCUGCCUGUCGUCGGCUGUCUGAUCGGUUCAUCGAGGUGAGGCGCCACUCUCACCGGGGCGCAGAACGGACCCGAGGAACGGUCCCUCCUUGCUCACCCCUGCCCCCCUUUCCACCCUCACCCCCAACCCAGGCCCGAACGCUCUGGACCAUGUCUAGCGGGCUGUCGGAGGGGAGCCAGACAGAGGACCUGGAGCGGAGUAGCUGCAAGCAGGACUCUCCUGUUAUAGAGCGCAGGAACCGCAGCGGCAUCAUCAGUGCGCCCCUCAGCAAGAGCCUUAAGAACUCCCGCACCCUCUCUCAAUACACGGCCGUCUCAUCUGCCACCACCAACGGACACACGGACAAAAAUGAGACAAAGAGCCACACGGCCAAGCCUCAGCCGCCCCCGCAGCCCCAGCCCACCGUCUCCGCACUGACAGCCGCCAAGUUGGACCGGACCCUAGAACAGGUUCUGGAGGGACAGAAUGGCCUGCUGCACUUUGCCCAGGCAGCGGCACUGUUAAAGCGAGCCGGUAUGGAGCACAUGCUCCUGCCCGGGGGCAUGGGAGUCGGAGUUGGCGGAGGCGACGCGGGCUCGGGGGCUAGCGACUUGGAGGGUACGUCUGUCACGGACGCCGUAGGUGGUCCCGUCGACUUCCCAUAUGGAGUAGGGGGUGGCUUCCCCUUCAACCCGGGGCUUUUCAUCAUGACGCCGGCUGGAGUGUUUCUGGCGGACAGCGCGCUACACAUGGCCGGCCUGGCCGAGUACCCGGCGCAGAGCGAGCUGGCCUCCGCUAUCAACUCCGGUAAAAAGAAGCGAAAACGUUGCGGCAUGUGCCCACCUUGCCGACGGCGGAUUAACUGCGAGCAGUGCAGCAGCUGCCGAAAUCGGAAAACAGGCCACCAGAUCUGCAAGUUUCGCAAAUGUGAGGAACUGAAGAAGAAACCCUCUGCUGCUUUGGAGAAGGUGAUGCUUCCUACAGGAGCGGCGUUCCGGUGGUUCCAGUAGGACUCCUCCUCCUCCUCCACGUCCCUACCCAAAGCUCUGCCAUCAAGUGCAAUGCCAACUCCUGGAUUGUCUCCGGAACAGACACUGGCUUAUAAACAAACUAGCAACAAAUAAAAUUAUAGAAAAAAAAGAAACGACAAAAAAAAACAAAACGACAAAAAAGAAAAAAAAAAACGAACGGCAAAAAAAAAAAAAAAAGAUCAAUCGGAUAAUGGAUGCACCUACUUAUUCCUUGAACCAAAAAUGAAGCGUAAAGAAAAGCAUCUAUGGCAACUUUCAUUCCCUUUUCUAUGUUUCCAUUUUGGUACCUUUUGUCCUUUUCCCAGCAGGUUUUUUCUGUCGCUUAAACAUGGAACUGUUCAUUGCCAGAAACAGAAAUGACGGACUGAGUGUGGACAAUCAACUAAUUUCUGUGUUUGGUGUUAAUGUUGUUCAUGUGUGGAAAGAUACAGUACUCGUGUAGAGAAUGUAAAUUUACAGCUAUAUUUUAAAACUAGUGGCUAAUGGCAAACAUUAUUGUAAUUCUUCACCAUUAUGUUACUUAAACCCUUGUCGAUUUUCUGAUUUCAUUUGGUGGAGGACUGGAGUUUCCAGGCAGAUCAGCGGUCGUCUUUUGAAAGACAAGAAAAAAAAAAAAAAAGAAAAAUGUUCCAAAUUGUGUUGCUGUCAAUUUCGGAUUGAAUUGAAACUGAAAAAGUCUCGCUAUCGGGCAGAUCUCCAGAGACUCUUCACCGGGUUGAAGAUGCUGUUCGCCAGAGCCGUCACUGCUGUAAUUUCCUCAAUCAGCCCUCCUCUGCAUUUCCAAACUUUUCUUUUAGCGAAACUGGCAGCCUUAUGUUACUGUGGCCCUACUGAGCAUGUGCCAAUACUGCUCAGGGCAAUAGCACUAAGAGACAGCACUUGCUCUGAGUCUACCCUACUGAACGCACUGAGACAAGAUUGCAUUUUU
Molecule: messenger RNA, 2336 nt
Organism: Salarias fasciatus (jewelled blenny)
Lineage: Eukaryota; Metazoa; Chordata; Actinopteri; Blenniiformes; Blenniidae
Gene: cxxc5a
Product: CXXC finger protein 5a
Cellular component (GO): nucleus
Molecular function (GO): zinc ion binding; methyl-CpG binding
Source: RefSeq, a predicted model, not a curated record